Molecule: messenger RNA, 778 nt
Organism: Paramuricea clavata
Lineage: Eukaryota; Metazoa; Cnidaria; Anthozoa; Malacalcyonacea; Plexauridae
Source: the annotation of a GenBank genome assembly
AUGACGAGUCAAGAAGUGGAAUUUCUUACUCCUGUGCAAAGAUUGUUUAGGAAGCGGGAUGCUGAUAUAAAAAAUACACGCGAUAAUGUUCAAGAAAAAAAGACUGAACUGCAGUGUUUAGAUGAUGCAAUAGCUCGAGCGAAGCGGCAAAAUUGUGGCAAUAGAAUGAUGUGCGGAAAUUGAAAUACCUCAACUACUAAAGACGGGGCUAAAUAAAUGUACAAAAAAUCUUGAAAAAAGAUCGAUUUACGACAAUCCACGCAAGGAAAUCCUUAUCGACCAUGGUAUAAAAUUUCCUAAGAGAUCAAAAUUGACAGAUGGUUCUUCACCGAGUUCAUUUAGUAGCAAACAAGAGCAGGAAGAUUUUGUGCUCGCUAUUGAGCUGCAAAAUGCUUUGAACCAAUCUAGCAAAAUAGAAGAAACAAAUCCAGUCACGACCCAGCCUGCAGCUACGCAGCAUUUAUUCCCUAGCGUCAAUCAGCAGAUUCACGUGUUAGUGCCUUGUGAUGGUACGAAGCAACUUUCAAGUUGGAAUCAAGAAAAUUUUGAUUCUGCAAUAAACAAUUAUACUAUUACUACAGCCGCAGGUAUCAUAAACCACGAGAACAGGGGAACUAUAGAUAUGAGGCAAACUGCUCAUGUAACUCCAAUUUCUAGUAAUAGAACUUAUCCACCUCUAGCACCCGCGGCUAAUUGUCUUGAUAUUUUAGCUCAUGCCGCCCUUUCGGAGACAAUUUCGCCCAGUUGUGAGGAAGACGAAUAUUACAGUGAUGCAUGA